This is a messenger RNA of Leptonychotes weddellii (Weddell seal), 1225 nucleotides long. NCBI's taxonomy places the organism in Eukaryota, Metazoa, Chordata, Mammalia, Carnivora, Phocidae. The record is from RefSeq and is a predicted model, not a curated record.
AUAAAUACAACUUAAAAGAAGAAGUUGUGCUAAUGAGUUCCCCCCAGAUAGCAGCUGGGUCCGACCCCCACCAUCCCUCAUGGUGCCUGGCACCGGGUGUGGGAACAUCUGGGUGCUGGGCCACAAGCUGACCCUGAUCCCCCAACUGCAGGGGGCCUUCUUUCCCCUGGCUGAGGGGAACUGGAGCCUGCCCAACCGGGCGGUAGAGCCCCAACUACAGGAGGAGGAGCGGAUGGUGUACGUGGCCUUCUCGGAGUUCUUCUUUGACUCUGCCAUGGAGAGCUACUUCCGGGCGGGGGCCCUGCAGCUGUCACUGGUGGGGGACAAGGUGCCCCACGAUCUGGACAUGCUGCUGAGGGCCACCUACUUUGGGAGCAUCGUCCUGCUGAGCCCAGCAGUGAUCGACUCCCCGCUGAAGCUGGAGCUGCGCGUCCUGGCCCCACCUCGCUGCACCAUCAAGCCCUCGGGUACCACGGUCUCUGUCACUGCCAGCGUCACCAUCGCCCUGGUCCCGUCAGACCAGCCCGAGGUCCAGCUAUCCAGCAUGACCAUGGACGCCCGUUUCAGCGCCAAGAUGGCACUCCGGGGGAAGGCGCUGCGCACCCAGCUGGACCUGCGCCGGUUCCGAAUCUACUCGAACCAGUCCGCCCUGGAGUCGCUGGCCCUGAUCCCGCUGCAGGCCCCUCUGAAGACCAUGCUGCAGAUUGGGGUGAUGCCCAUGCUCAAUGAGCGGAUGUGGCGGGGGGUGCAGAUCCCGCUGCCCGAGGGUAUCAACUUUGUGCGCGAGGUGGUGACGAACCAUGCGGGCUUCCUCACCAUUGGGGCCGACCUCCACUUUGCCAAAGGGCUGCGAGAGGUGAUCGAGAAGAACCGGCCUGCCGACACCAGGGACCCCUGGGCAUCCAGUGCCCCACCACCCUCCACGACAGCUGCCUGAGCCCUCAAGCCCACCCUGGCAGGGGCAUUCAGGACUCUGACGCCUCUCGUCCCCUCCCCCAGCCCCUGCCCGCCCCACCCCAGCCUAUAGUGUCCUGUCUAACCCCCCAGUGCCACAGAGAAGACAGGGCUUUAAGCUGUACCCAAUUUAAUUCCAUAAUCAGUCAAUCCACCAAUUACAGUCCGUCCACCCUCCCCAUGGGCUAUCCUGAGCUCUGCUGUGUUCUAGUGCACGAAGGGAGGGGGCCAGGCCCCACCCCAGUCAGGAAUAAAGUGCUAACUCCCCCAG